Messenger RNA from Coregonus sp. 'balchen', 33069 nucleotides. The record is from the annotation of a GenBank genome assembly. Lineage: Eukaryota; Metazoa; Chordata; Actinopteri; Salmoniformes; Salmonidae.
GAUGCCAGCCAUGCACUGACCCGCAGAGGGGAACCAAAAGACCGACUGAGGCUUGACUUCCCCACCACAGCCAAGAUGAGCCGGGUCACACUCAGGUAGGGGGUGUGUGUGUGUAUACACAACUACAUAUUCUCGUGUGUGUGUGGAUUGAUAUGUUUACAAGGUUUGUUUGUGUGCUGUUCUCUUGUUUCAUAAGUAUGUUUAUGUGUUUGCGUAUCUGUUAACGCUGUCAUUUUACUUGUUUCUUUUUAUGUGCGUGCAUCUCUCUCUCUCACUCUCUUCUCUCUUCUCUGUCCCUCUAUUGAGAGGGAUUACAAAUGCCCCCGUUCUUUGUUCUCCUGCUGUGACUAGAUUAAACUGCCUUAGCCAUGAGAGUGCGAGAGAGUUUUUAGUCCACCAUACCUUUGACUCCUGCCCAGUGGCUGACCAGAGACUUCCCACUCUGCAAGCUGAAUUUGUAGAGACCUGAAUAGGGUGGGUGUGUGUCUCUCCAUGGCAACCGCUGCUCUCUGUCAGUGCUGAGGCUGCCGCCCAUGGCUAGUGCCCCAAGGGACCAUAAUAUCCCUGUCUGUCAGUGGUCAUGUGACUCCCUGUGGUGUGUGACUGUGUGUGUGUCUCCACUUCCUGCAGUUGUCACUUGUCAGUGCCAGGAGCCAGGAUGCACAACCUAAACUGAUAUACAGCAAACCAUGACCGAUCUAUUGACAGUGUGCUCCAAUAUUUCCCUUACAAUUUAAGAAUGGAUUCGAUGCGUAUAGAGCUCAAAGAGCUUUACUUUGUAAACGGAGAGAACUCAACUAGCUUACUAGCAGUGAAAACACAUUCAACACCAGCAAUUGGCUUCGUUUAUCACCAAUAAUUUACCCCCCAAAAAAAGGAAAGCAAGUAUGUUAGUGAGGAGAUUCUUCAGACCAAAGUUGAUCUACGACUAGUCAGUAAAGAGUGGGUGUUCCCAUCUGUCUUUCUCUCGCUCUUUUCAUCCCCCUCUCUCUCUCUCUCUCUCUCUCCCCCUUUCCCUCCCUCUCUCCACCACCUCAGAGGAAUGGAUGUGUUUGUUUGUGUAUGCACGGGAUGCUAAAAAGGGAGAGGAGCGUAGCAUGCAUGUAUUAUAGCCCGGCGCUAACAAGCUCUGGCUUCCUCUGAUCAGCUUGUUUGUGCCAGCGUUUGUUUUUAUGAAUGUAAAUUGGUUGCAGAGAAGGGCGUGUGUGCGCGUGUGUGUGUGUGUGUGUGUGUGUGUGUGCAUGCGCACAGGUGCUUGUGUGUAUCCCCCCAACCCAGGGAUGCAGGUGUACUCUUUAUCUACGUACUUCCCAAUAAACAAAAAGGACAGAACAGAGGAGAGAUCAAUAGAAUAAAUGAUAGUGAUGCGUUUGAGUCUCUCUUUCACCAGUUUAUCUCCAAAGCACUGAGCUGUGGCUUUCAACGAGAGAUGAAUAAGGACAACACAGCCCGAUACUGAGAGAGCACGGCCUUUGAUAGAGAUAGAGGUCCCAUAGAUAAGAUCAGAGGAAACCGCAGAGUUUGUAUGUGUGUGCAUUUUCACGUGUGCUUGUGUGCAUUUGCGUGUGUGUGUGAGUUUGCACAAGUGUUUGUGUGCGUAGAGCCCAGGGACAUGACUAAUGUAUGAGAAUCGUUAUGGUAGUCAUUAGUGUGUGCAGUAUAAUGAUGACUAGGGAAGGGUUGUUGUUCUGAGAAAGGACAGAAGAGAAACAGUUACUGUGGGAAGUCCAGGAUAUGUUAGAAUUGACUACCUGUUGUAUCUCCUCUGUCUCUGUCACACUGUUCUGUUUAACCUUCGCUAGGGUCACAUACACACACACGCGCACACACACUCACACACUGCAUACAUACAGUACUGGAUUGUACUGUGCACAACCUCUAUCAAAUGACAUUCACACAUACUCACACAUCCAAUUAUGUUCAGGCGAACACACACUCACACAGCCUUACCUAAAUUGAAUGCAUGCAAACAUGCAUCCAUACACUGUGUGUGUGUCACUGUGUGUGUGUCACUGUGUGUGUGUCACUGUGUGUCUACCAUGUCCUUUCUGCUCUCCUCUAUGUUGUUGCUGAAGGCUUAUAUGAUAGGCAGUUGAUUACCUGCUCAUUCAGGUUGAUUUGCUUGCGUCUGAUUGUCUCUCGCCCUCCCUUUCAUCCUUUGUUCCUCUUUUGCUGACUUACCUAAUGCUCGUUCCUCUCUCUCUCCCUCCUCUUUCUCUUUCUCUCUCUCACCCUCCCUCUCUUUCUUUUUCUUUGAUGCAUAACCACUGUAAUCACGGAUCCUGUUCUCCUUCUCUCUCUCCCUCUUUCUCCCCCUUGCUUCCCUCCCCUCUCCCUCCCUCCCUCCCUCCCUCCCUCCCUCCCUCCCUCUCUCCUGUUUGUGUGUAUGAGUCACAGUCAAUUCUCCUGUGUUCAUAGCAGACCCCAGAGCCACACAACCAAUUACAUUGCCCUAAUGAGCACAGAGCAGGACAGGCAGCCAGCCAGCAGGUCAUCCCUGGUCUGUGUGUGUGUGUGGACAUAGUGUGUGUGUGCGAGUAUGUGUGUUUGCAUAUGCAUGAUUUUAUUGGAUUUAUUUUUAUUAUAGUGUCAUCUAUCUUCAGGAUGCCCAGCCCACAAGGGCCUAUAGGACAUUGAAUACAUUUACAUGCACACUAAUAAUUCGAAAUUAAACUGAUUAUGGCAGUAGGCCGAGUAUGACAAUAGUCAUGUAAACACUUUACUCUGCUUAUCUUAAAAGGUCAAAAUCGAAGUAAGCAUACGCCGAUUAAAACACCAGGUUUUUUUUUUAGCAAUCUUUUUGAAUUAUUAGGACAUUUAAACAGCUUAAUCAGCGUUCCCGCUGUGUAUUUGUUCUGCGCAUGUGCUAGCAACAGUAGCGCACGCCUCCCACUAAUGCGCGAGUAUGUCCGAACAUCGAAUAGGCUUUGCAAAAAUAACAUGGUCGCUGUGGUAGAACGUUUAUUUUGAUUGUUGAUUUUCUGCAUUUAUUGAAGUCCCAUCAGUAGCCUGAUUUCAGAUGUGUCCAUGUAAACAGGAGUAUUAAGGAAAUCGUUCUUCUUGCAAAGCAUGUAAACGUUUUAAAUAAACUAUUAUAUUAAUCUAUGCACAAUAAUUGUAUUAUUGUGUGCAUGUAACCGCACUCACUUUACUCUAGCCAAAAAUUAUCAUACAUACAUACAGUGCAUUCGGAACGUAUUCAGGCUCCUUCCCUUUUCCUCAUUUUGUUACGUUACAGCCUUGUUCUAAAAUGUCUUAAAUAUUUUUUUACCCUCAUCAUUCUACACACAAUACCCCAUAAUGACAAAGCGAAAACAGGUUUUUAGAAAUGUUUGCUAAUUUACAUAACUAUUCAGACCCUUUGCUAUGAGACUCGAAAUUGAGUUCAGGUGCAUCCUGUUUCCAUUGAUCAAUCAAGUUGUAGAAGUCCACCUGUGGUAAAUUCAAUUGAUUGGACAUGAUUUGGAAUGGCACACACCUGUCUAUAUAAGGUCCCACAGUUGACAGUGCAUGUCAGAGCAAAAACCAAGCCAUGAGGUCAAAGGAAUUGCCCGUAGAGCUCCGAGACAGAAUUGUGUCGAUGCACAGAUCUGGGGAAGAGUACCAAAACAUUUCUGAAGCCUUGAAGGUCCCCAAGAACACAGUGGCCUCCAUCAUUCUUAAAUAGAAGAAGUUUGGAACCACCCAAGACUCUUCCUAGAGCUGGCCGCCCCGCCCAACUGAGCAAUCGGGGAGAAGGGCCUUGGUCAGGGAGGUGACCAAGAACCCGAUGGUCACUCUGACAGAGCUCCAGAGGUCCUCUGUGAAGAUGGGAGAACCUUCCAGAAGGACAACCAUCUCUGCAGCACUCCACCAAUCAGGCCUUUAUGGUAGAGUGGCCAGACGGAAGCCAUUCCUCAGUAAAAGGCACAUGACAGUGUUAGCAGUUGAUGUUAUUCUUCAAUAACACAGACCCCAACGCAAAUCAGGGGGAGAAAAAUAUAUUUAUUCAAAGAGAACAAAUCAUAGUUGUUAUGCUGGGAAGUAGAUGGUAAUGUUCAUUCUUCCCUGUUCUCAAUGUUUCUCCACUGAACAAAGAGACAGGAUGCAGUUUAUAGCCUCAAGCCUAGCAUAUAGCUAUUUUCAUCCAUAUCGUGUAAACCAUUUAGCAUUUAGAGCACUUUUUGUAUAUUGUCCCCCCAAUUCACUUAUGUGUAUUAAAGUAGUCAUAAGUUUAGUAUUUGGUCCCAUAUUCCUAGCACGCAAUGACUACAUCAAGCUUGUGACUCUACAAACUUGUUGGAUGCAUUUGCAGUUGGUUUUGGUUGUGUUUCAGAUUAUUUUGUACCUAAUAAAAAAUGUAUGGUAAAUAAUGUAUUGUGUCAUUUUGGAGUCACUUUUAUUGUAAAUAAGAAUAUAAUAUAUUUCUAAACACUUCUACAUUCAUGUGGAUGCUACCAUGGAUAUGGAUGAUCAUGAAUUAAUUGUGAAUAAUGAUGAAUGAAAAGUUACAGAGGAACAAAGGUCAUACCCCCCAAAAAAUGCUAACCUCCCCUGGCAUUGGUAAUGGUGAGAGGUUAGCAUCUCUUGGGGGUAUCUUUGUGCCUCUGUGUCUUUCUUACUCAUCAUUAUUCACGAUUCAUUCAGGACUAUCUGUAAUCAUGGUAGCAUCGACAUUAAUGUAGAAGUGUUCACAAUGCAUUCCUAGGGAAAUGAAAAAUAAUUGAAACUCAAAACAAAAAGCCUUGUAAGCCUUCUAAGCUUGGGAAAUAACAUUUGCAUCCAGGAACACUUCUUUUUCUAAAUAGGCAUUCAAGUCUUUCUUAAUCACUAAUCCAGAAUAGUUGUGGUUUCUGUUGUUGCAUUUUUUCAAACAAGGUUACUCUUCAUUCAUCAAAUAAAGUACAGUAAAAUAAAAGUGCCGUUCAUUCUCCAUCUUCCCUAAAUUGCAGACUGUACAUAGCCGCUUUUUUUCAUCAAUGGCAUUGAACCUACCUUCUUAAAUUGCCAGAGGCAGUAUACCGGUUCUCAACUGGUCCUACAGAGACCUUUGAUGCACAUUUGAUUGUGUGUGAAUGUGUGGCCUGCCAGAUCUAGUCAUUAGCUCCACUCCCCUGCUCAGCGGUGUGUUGGUAAAGUCACUGAGGUGGAUCUAAAUCUAUGCAGGUUCUCUGAGGGAAUCCUUCCCCUCCAUCUACUAGGGUCUAAUGGCAGCCUGCCGUGUGCGUGUGCACGCGAGAAAGAUUUGGUACAGUAGAGGGUGUGUGUAUACAGUCUUUGAAUGCGUCCCAAAUGGUACCCUAUUCUCUCUAAAGUACACUACUUUUGAACAAAGCCAUAGGGCUCAACAUAGGGCUCUGGUCAAAAGUAGUGCACUAUAUAGGGAAUGUGGUGCCCUGUGGCCUGAAACCAAUCAUGUUAGAAUGGCAAGCAGCUAAACCUAGCAUCACACACCUCUCCGCUCCACCACGCUCCAGCCGCCAUACAUAUACAACCUGACAGGGCAGGUUUCACACGCUUGCAUAAGCGCAGCUGGACCAUGUAAAUGCCAGUUAAUUUACCUUGACCUUGUUCACUCAACCACUGUCUGUCUCAGAGCGCGAAGGAAGGGGAGAGAGAGUUACUGUGUGUGUGUUUUUGUCUGUGUGUGCAAGGGUUAAAGUUAUCCGUCACUGCGACGGAUUUCCAUCAUAAGGAUUCUGGAAAGGUUGUUUUUGAAAUCAGUGUAGAUCCGCAAUAAAACUCUCCGGGGGGAGGGUCGGGGGACUGGUUUGGAGAUGACAGCCUAAUACAGAAUCAUGUCUGUUCUAUGAAAUAAAUUCCCAAAUAAAUAUAUUCUCAAAAAAUUUCUGAACUGACAUGCAUGUCUUGCUGACACUCCGAUGUUCAGAUGAAGGGCAUUAAAUAAUAUAUAAUGCUCACCACCGCAGCGUUCAACUCAAACUGAGGUGUGUAGCCUACUGUAACUGCUGGCAAAGUAAUUCAAAGCCUAUACUUUAUCACUCAGGAUGCUACUAUUUUUGCCAUGUAAUGUUAUUAAAAUAAUAUCAGACAACCCCAUAGUAGAAGAGUUUACCUAUUUACCUAGUCGGCUUGUUGUUGUGUGUUCUAUGCAAGAUAAAUAUUCUUCUCGAGGCGCAUUCAAGUUGUGAGAGCCAUGGGGGAGGAGACAUGUAUUCUGACAAGCAAUAAUAAUAACAAUCAGGAUGUUGUGUCCAAUGGGGUAAAUGCAGAUGGACAAUGCUUAAGCCUAUGUAUUUAUAGCCACUAUGCUGCAUCAUUUGGGCUACAGGUGAUAAUGCUUAAGGCUAAUGGCACAUCUGAUAAUAUAGCCUAUAUAUGGUCUAUAUUAUCAGAUGUUCCAUUAGCAAUAAGCUAAUGGCACACAUUUUAACAAUCAUUUUUACAUACGUUUUACCAAUAUGUCAUUGGGCUAAUUUCUGGAGGUGGAAAUUAUAUUUUAGAUGGUGUCAGCAUAUACAUUUUUAUUAAUUUCGGAGUAGAAUGUCCUUUUAAAAAGUCACCAGAACUGAGCUUCUCAGUCCUCCUUCAUAAAAAUUAUCCUGGGAAGGACCCCGGACUCCCUAAGCAAGAGAAUCGGAAUUGGUCAAACUCGCAGUUUAAUACAUGUACAUAAUGAUCCUCUUUCCCUAAAAGUAUGAUGGUCAUUACUUUUUUACAUGAAAGGGGAGGUUUACUUGGCCCCAGACAAUCGAUCUGAGAUUGUUUGAAAUUUCAGUCAUGGGAUUUUUUUGGCUUUAACCCCUGUGUGUGUUCAUCUCACAAUUGCUAAUAAAAGCUUGUAAAUGUGAAGACUGAACGCACUCUAGAAAAUUGAUGUGGGUGUAUGUAUUACUGUGUGUUCCUAUUUGUGUGUAUCUGUGUUCCUGUUACCAUUUGUGUGUGUGUAUGAGAGAGUGUGUGUCAGUCUCUGACUGUGUGUUUUGUCUCUGCAGCCCCCUGACCAAGACAGUGGAACUCUCUGGAGAACAGGGACCGCUGGGGAUCCACGUCGUCCCCUACUGCUCCUCACUGAGUGGACGGUGAGGAACACACACACUUACUUUCACUCCCUAUACAUUGAAGGCUGGUUUGUGUGUGUGUGUUCAAACUGUAUGUAUCAUCCAUUCUCAGGACCCUGGGCCUGCACAUUAAAAGUAUCGAGGCGAACAGUCGCUCCAAGAGAGAGGGCAUAUUCCAGGAGGAUGAGUGCAUCGUUCAGAUUAACGGCACUGAGCUAAUGGACAAGACCUUUGCCCAGUACGUACCUCAGCUCUACGCUAUCACAGGAUGUGUCCCAAAUGUCUCCGUAUUCCCUUUAUGGUGCACUCCUUUUGACCAGGGCCCAUAGGUCCCUGGUCGAAAGUAGUGCACUAUGUAGGGAAUAGGUUGCCAUUUGAGACGCAUCCUGUGUCAUUUUGGAUGCAAGCCUGCUCUACACUAUCACACAUCUACCAGUGUGAGGCCUGUCUGUCACUCAGUUUCCCUUUUAUUUUCCCUUUUAUUAGGAGCCCUUCUUAAUCCCUGCUCUUCCAAAUCCUCCCUAUUGCUGGACUUAUCUCACACCACAUCUCCACAGCAACAAAAGAGUGUGAGAGAGAAAACGAAAGCGAGAAACACUCAUUCUCUCGCUUCACUGUUGUCGGGAAUAGGUUCAUUUAGGACUAUCACAGACUUCAAAAGGAGUGGGACAGUAGCUGUGAGGGCUAGAGAGUGAGAAAGAUAAGAGAGAGACAAACAGAAAAAAAAGAGAGAAUGGGGGGGGGCUUCAUGGAGGAUUGUCUAAUCCCCUGCCUGAAUGAAAUGCCCAGUAAAAGAGGUGGACCUUGUUAGAUCUGAUAGCGUAGCCCAGAACAGGCUUGACAAUAGGUCUGACACUGCUAGCCUGGUCCUUGAGAACCAGUCGCUACUAGUGACUACUACUAGAGAUUACUUGUCUAAAGACUACUUGUCUUUAGUGAAUUGUCUCUAGAGGGUGCAGUCUGUGACAGCUAGUCAAUGCAGGUGUUGAAUGAGAACUUAGUAAGCUUGAGUGUACUGGUGUUGGUACCAAUGGAAGCUCUGUGCUUGGUCUACUAGUAGCUACUACUAGAGUGACAGUGUGAUCUUCCAACACAUUUCCAUAAGUACAUAGUGGAAAACCGUACAAUCAAGUCGGAUAUAACAGUAUUCUCAACAUUCAGUUAUGUGCUUACAGACAUUGAUGAUGUCACUUCCUCCCACACCCACAGGUCCCAGGAAGUGUUCCGUCAGGCCAUGUCUUCCCCUCUGGUGCGCCUGGAGGUCCUGCCGCUGGCCAACAAGCAGCGCUAUGAGAAACGCCUCAUCGGGCAGCUCUUCACCGACGGUCACGACUCCGUCCCCAAAGCCAAGAGCCCCCUCAUGAUCCACCGAAGAAUGGACGCUAAACCAGAAGUGAAACCAGAAACCGUGAAACCAGAACAGAUCAAUCCCAAACUGGAGCCGAGACGUCCAGACCUCCAUGUCCUCCGCUCCAAGACCCCCGAUCUGCCAGCCUCUCUCACCCUGCAAGGGGAGCACCAGACUGGGCACAUCCCCGAGGAGAGGCCCCUCAGUGUGUCCCCAGCGGUCAGGGAUCGGGAUGGGGCCUCCCCCACGGCGGUGGGGGGCAACGAGAGCCCCCUGCCCCAGGAAAAGAGUCCCACUUGGCUCCCUAACCUGACCAACCAGAUGGGAGGCCGGAAGCUGAAGAUUGACCUGAAGAAAGGUAUGGAGACACUAUGGAAAAGGGGGACACUAGAUGUUAUAGAGCACACUGAGAUGAUCCACUACUUUAUUGGUUCACAACAUUUUGAUCAAAACGGAUCUUCAACAGGUUUUCAAUUUAGUUUUCAAUCCAGUCGAUUCAGUGAAAUGAAAUUUAAAUCAUGAAUUGAAUCAUCAUAGAAAACAAAGGACAAAUCAGGAUUUACAUUUUAAUUGAAAACGGAAUUCUUAGGCUGCGUUAAUACAGGCAGCCCAAUUCUGUUAUUUUGCCAAAAGAUCAGAAUUGGGCUGCCUGUGUAAACCCGGCCUUAGAGAUUGUGGUUGUGCUCUUCUGUGGUUAAAGUGGCAAUCAGCUGAAGAAACAAUAACAAUUUCAUUCCACCCCUGUUUCGGUAAAUAGCUGAGGCAGGGGUCUGGAGAAAUGUAACCACUCUCAAAUCGAUAGUUGAGGGAGUUUUAACCAUGUUUUGAGGCUAUAUAGUGUUUGUUUACAUUUACUUUGUUUACAAACAUUUGAGUAAAACAAGCUUAUAUUUUGUGAUCUGAUGGGGUACGACAGUUGAACUAAGCUCAUGAGGCAUUUAUAAAUUAUAUUCUUCAAGAAUCAAUGGGAACAUACCAGUAAUUUAUAAGUCCAAAAAUUGAUGUAGCAACUGCUGAUUGCCCCUUUAAAGUUUUCUCUCCCAGCGUGAGUGACUGCUAGGAGGUUUAGAAGCGUUAAUGGAAGGUAGGCAGAAGCUUAGAUGCCAGAUGAGAUUUGAUCACUCGCUCACUAUCUUUAGUAUGCCACUUUUGGCUUUUCUCCACCGCUCACCAUGGUGGCAGUUUUUACUCAUUGCUUGGAGGCACGUACACACACAGGCAUGCAUGCGCACACACACAAACACACAAAUAGAUACACAUGCGAGCUUGCACACACACACACACACACACACACACACACACACACACACACACACACACUCUUGAAAUCACACUGUGAGUCCACAGGGAGAGGAGCCAUGGAAGGGAACGAUAUCUCAGGAUAUCUCUCUCUCUCCCUCCCUCCCUCACCUCUCCUUCUUUCUCUCCCUUCACCUUCCUCCAUCAGGCAGUGUGAGGCCUGCUCACACGUGAAAUUGAAGGCAGCCCUCCUCUUAAUCCACAUAAGAAAACAGUUGUCCCACUGGCUUUGUGGCUGAGGUUACGUCCCAAAUAGCACCCUAUUCCAUUUAUAGUGCACUACUUUUACCAGGGCCAAUGUGCACUAUAAAGGGAAUAGGGUGCCAUUUGAGAUGUAGCAGAGAGGGCCCCACGACAGACCAGUGGAAGAUGAUCACCAGUUUACUCAGGAGGAACCCACUAAGCCCCACACAGAAUGCAGGGCGAGUGGAGAGAUGUCGCCCUCCAUUUAUUAGCACACCAAGAGACCUUAUUGCGACAUGUUGGGAUGACGUGGGGUCAUGAUGAUGGGGAGUGGUCUGUCUGUAAUGAAGAGACGCUCUGCUUUUUUGACACCACACUACACAAAGCAAGUCCUGCAGGCUCUAGUUUUAUCUUAUCUUGAUUAUUGUCCAGCCAUAUGGUCAAGUGCUGCAAAGAAAGACCUAGUUAAGCUGCAGCUGGCUCAGAACAGAGUGGCACGUCUUGCUCUUCAUUGGAAUCAGAGGGCUAAUAUUAAUACUAUGCAUGCCAGUCUCUCUUGGCUAAGAGUUGAGGAAAGACUGACUGCGUCACUUCUUGUUUUUAUAAGAAACAAUGUGUUGGAAAUUCCAAAUGGUUUGCAUAGUCAACUUACACACAGCACUGACACACACACUUACCCCGCCAGACAUGCCACCAGGGGUCUUUUCACAGUCCCCAGGUCCAGAACAAAUUCAAGGAAACAUACAGUAUUAUACAGAGCCAUGAGUGCAUGGAACUCCCUUCCAUCUUAUAUAGCGCAAGUGAACAGCAAACCUGGUUUCAAGAAAACGAAUAAAGCAGCACCUCACGGCACAACGCCUCUCCCCCAUGUGACCUACUUGUUUUGUGUAUGUACUGACAUGAAUGUGUAACUGAUAGAUGCACACACACUACAUGUUCAUGUUUUUAAAUGUAUGUACACUACCGUUCAAAAGUUUGGGGUCACUUAGAAAUGUCAUUGUUUUUGAAAGAAAAGCAAUUUUUUUGUCCAUUAAAAUAACAUCAAAUUGAUCAGAAAUACAGUGUAGACAUUGUUAAUGUUGUUUAAUGGCUAUUGUAGCUGGAAACUGCUGAUAUCUCAGACUGGCCAAUAAAAAGAAAAGAUUAAGAUGGGCAAAAGAACACAGUCACUGGACUUUUUCUUUGCAACUCUGCCUAGGUCAGCAUCCUGGAGUCGUCUCUUCACUGUUGACGUUGAGACUGGUGUUUUGCGGGUACUAUUUAAUGAAGCUGCCAGUUGAGGACCUGUGGGGCGUCUGUUUCUCAAACUAGACACUAAUGUAUUUGUCCUCUUGCUCAGUUGUGCACCGGGGCCUCCCACUCCUCUUUCUAUACUGGUUAGAGCCAGUUUGCACUGUUCUGUGAAGGGAGUAGUAUACAGUGUUGUACAAGAUCUUCAGUUUCUUGGCAAUUUCUCGCAUGGAAUAGCCUUCAUUUCUCAGAACAAGAAUAGACUGACGAGUUUCAGAAGAAUUUCUUUGUUCCUAGCCAUUUUGAUCCUGUAAUCGAACCCACAAUUGCUGAUGCUCCAGAUGCUCAACUAGUCUCAAGAAGGCCAGUUUUAUUGCUUCUUUAAUCAGCACAACUGUUUUCAGCUGUGCUAACAUAAUUGCAAAAGGGUUUUCUAAUGAUCAAUUAUCCUUUUAAAAUGAUAAACUUGGAUUAGCAAACACAACGUGCCAUUGGAACACAGGACUGAUGGUUGCUGAAAAUGGGCCUCUGUACGCCUAUGUAGAUAUUCCAUAAAAAAUCUGCCGCUUCCAGCUACAAUAGCCAUUUACAACAUUAACAAUGUCUACACUGUAUUUCUGAUCAAUUUGAUGUUAUUUUAAUGGACCAAAAAAUUGCUUUUCUUUCGAAGUGACCCCAAACUUUUGAACGGUAGGGUAAAUUGUAAAGUAUUUUGUCUGUAAUCUCUUUUUUGUUAUAUUUUGGAUCCCAGUAAGACUAGCUGUCGCCAUUGGCGUCGGCUAAUGGGGAUCCUAAUAAAUCAAAUCAAGGAUGGGAAAGAUAGUAUAGCGAAGACUGUUUCAUGGAUAACUGAUAAUAUCCCUCUGUCCCCCACUCCCCUCUGUCUCUCUUUUGUUUUUUCAUCUCUUUUCCUCUCUUCUUAAUUCUCUCUUUCUUUCCCUCUCUCUGUCCCUCUAUCGUUCCUUUUUAAAAAACAUCUUUCUCCUUCUCUUUCUCUCCCUGUUUCUCUCUCCCCAACCCCUCCCACUCUCCCCUCUCUCACUCUCCAGGUACCGAGGGGCUGGGUUUCACCGUGGUGACCCGGGACUCGACGGUCCAUGGCCCGGGGCCCAUCCUGAUCAAGAACAUCCUCCCCCGCGGCGCCGCCAUCAAAGAUGGCCGCCUGCAGACUGGCGACCACAUCCUGGAGGUGAAACAGUCAUUCGACCUCUGACCUUUGAAUUCCUUAAAAUUCGCAUUCACCUGUCCAUUCAUUUCUAAUCAUCAGUGAUUGCUUCAUGGAAGGGAGGAAGGAAGCACUUUUUAAAGAAUUCAAACAGUGCCAUCUGUGGCUGAUUAAACUAGUUGUAUUUUUUUCUGGAAGGUGGUCAUUAAGCCUGUAAGUAUCUAGGUGGAAAUAUUUACAGUGAGGGAAAAAAGUAUUUGAAAAAAUGUUAAAGCGGUAUUUUGACAUGCAUAGGUAAGAGCUGUGCUUUUGCUAGGAAUUUUCAUGCGAGUCAGGAUAUUGGGUUUCAGUGGGAUUGGGACUGGAUAGGAAAAUAGCCUAGGCUCUAUAUGAGGCUAUAUACAGUGAGGGAAAAAAGUAUUUGAUCCCCUGCUGAUUUUGUACGUUUGCCCACUGACAAAGACAUGAUCAGGCUAUAAUUUUAAUGGUAGGUUUAUUUGAACAGUGAGAGACAGAAUAACAACAAAAAAAUCCAGAAAAACGCAUGUCAAAAAUGUUAUGAAUUGAUUUGCAUUUUAAUGAGGGAAAUAAGUAUUUGACCCCUCUGCAAAACAUGACUUAGUACUUGGUGGCAAAACCCUUGAUGGCAAUCACAGAGGUCAGAUGUUUCUUGUAGUUGGCCACCAGGUUUGCACACAUCUCAGGAGGGAUUUUGUCCCACUCCUCUUUGCAGAUCUUCUCCAAGUCAUUAAGGUUUCGAGCCUGACGUUUGGCAACUCGAACCUGCAGCUCCCUCCACAGAUUUUUUAUGGGAUUAAGGUCUGGAGACCUCCAGGACCUUAAUGUGCUUCUUCUUGAGCCACUCCUUUGUUGCCUUGGCCAUGUGUUUUGGGUCAUUGUCAUGCUGGAAUAUCCAUCCACGACCCAUUUUCAAUGCCCUGGCUGAGGGAAGGAGGUUCUCACCCAAGAUUUGACGGUACAUGGCGCUGUCCAUCGUCCCUUUGAUGCGGUGAAGUUGUCCUGUCCCCUUAGCAGAAAAACACCCCCAAAGCAUAAUGUUUCCACCUCCAUGUUUGACGGUGGGGAUGGUGUUCUUGGGGUCAUAGGCAGCAUUCCUCCUCCUCCAAACACAGCGAGUUGAGUUGAUGCCAAAGAGCUCGAUUUUGGUCUCAUCUGACCACAACACUUUCACCCAGUUCUCCUCUGAAUCAUUCAGAUGUUCAUUGGCAAACUUCAGACGGGCCUGUAUAUGUGCUUUCUUGAGCAGGGAGACCUUACGGGCGCUGCAGGAUUUCAGUCCUUCACGGCGUAGUGUGUAACCAAUUGUUUUCUUGGUGACUAUGGUCCCAGCUGCCUUGAGAUCAUUGACAAGAUCCUCCCGUGUAGUUCUGGGCUGAUUCCUCACCGUUCUCAUGAUCAUUGCAACUUCACGAGGUGAGACCUUGCAUGGAGCCCCAGGCCGAGGGAGAUUGACAGUUCUUUUGUGUUUCUUCCAUUUGCGAAUAAUCGCACCAACUGUUGUCACCUUCUCACCAAGCUGCUUGGCGAUGGUCUUGUAGCCCAUUCCAGCUAUGUGUAGGUCUACAAUCUUGUCCCUGACAUCCUUGGAGAGCUCUUUGGUCUUGGCCAUGGUGGAGAGUUUGGAAUCUGAUUGAUUGCUUCUGUGGACAGGUGUCUUUUAUACAGGUAACAAACUGAGAUUAGGAGCACUCCCUUUAAGAGUGUGCUCCUAAUCUCAGCUCGUUACCUGUAUAAAAGACACCUGGGAGCCAGAAAUCUUACUGAUUGAGAGGGGGUCAAAUACUUAUUUCCCUCAUAAAAAUGCAAAUCAAUUCAUAACAUUUUUGACAUGCGUUUUUCUGGAUUUUGUUGUUGUUAUUCUGUCUCUCACUGUUCAAAUAAACCUACCAUUAAAAUUGUAGACUGAUCAUUUCUUUGUCAGUGGGCAAACGUACAAAAUCAGCAGGGGAUCAAAUACUUUUUUCCCUCACUGUAUUCUAUGUAUUUAUGUGCACUGUGUAUAUACUGUACAUAUUUUAACCCUUUCCUGUGAUGUGUGUGUCUGUGUGUAGGUGAACGGAGUAGACAUGACGGAUCGAACUCAGGAGGAGCUGGUGGCCAUGCUGCGCAGCACCAAGCAGGGGGAGUGUGUCUCUGUGGUGGUGGCCAGACAAGAGGAGAUCUUCCUACCCAGAGUGCUGGUGAGAACACACACAUCUUUAUCUCUCUCUAGCCACCUCCAAUUGCUCUUGACUCUGCAUGAUCUUUGAUGCAGAUACGUUACCAGGAAUUUUCACCUUGCCCCUAUUUGUCUUAUAAAUGUUGUUACCUUUCGAAACGUCUUUGUCUUUCUAUUACUAUUGAAAGGCAUUCAACCUCAACUUUGAACUGCCCUUUUGCCCCCUGCACGCAUGCCCUCACCUACAAACAAACACACUCGCACAGACACACACACACACCCAUUGAGGCCCAGCACACGUGCCCAGCGCCCCAUUCCUCUUCCUGCCGUUAUCUGGGUUUGUUGACUCAGAGGCCGACAGGAAGUCACACACACGUCCCUGCGGCCUCACAGGAAGUGGUGCGUGUCGACACACACGGGUGUUAAGUGACCGUUUACCUGUGGCCAAAGACCUCUCUGACUCCUCACUGAGUGGCGUGUUUUUACCCCCUUAUCUAAAUAAGCUGCCCGUCAGCUGCCCAGGCGGUACCCUAUAGGAGUGUGUGUGUGUGUGUGUGUUGGUCGUCUCAGGAAAUAGCGCUCUGUCCUUGUGUGCCACUCACUACUCCUGUAAUUAUUCACAUUAUUCAAUUUCCUCAACUUCAAAGGAUUCAGGAGGGACAACUCCGACGCUUUGUAGUGAACGAUGCAUAUUCACAUGAAAACACACACACACACAGUUCCCUCAUUAGCCCUUAUUAAAAGACCCUACAUUUCCACAACAUCCACACUAAGGUGCUUCUUGACUUCCUCUUUUAUCUAGUUUUUUUAAAACUCUGCCUUUAUCUGGGCUGUUGAAGUUGGAGGCCCUUGGAGAUAAACUCCUUAUCUUCUCUGCAGGCCUCUUCCGCUAAGAUAGUUUGAUGUCCCUCAAACUCAUGUACAUGUUGACACUCACUCAAGUUCAGCAAUGCUCAUACACAGAACUUAUGCAGGCAGGCACGUGCACACGCAUGCACUCGCACACGCACACACACAAUCAACCACAACUCACUCCAAUACCUUAAACUUCCACAUUUAGAUGCAAUGGUGGUCCAUUGUACAGUAGACACAUUCAUACAUAACACUUGUCUUCUCUCCUUAUUAUGCCUCAGUCACAACCCUAAUACUGCAGCUGCACUCACAAAGCCCCCAACACAAAGACCCAUCUAUUCAGCCUCAGCACAUGACACCAGGCCUGAAUACAUAUUUAUAAAAAAGAAUGUUCCUCCCCGAUCCAUUCUAAUGUAAUUGGGUUAGCAUCUCCCAGCUCUGUGAAGUGUCCAUUUAUAGCUGUGUGUGUGUGUUUGCGUGUGUGCGUGCGUUUCUAUGGGCUAUAAGUAGUAAAGGCCCCAAAAAUAAAAUAAAUGAAUACCUAAAGGGGAACUACAAUUUCGAAAUCAAAUAGCUAAAUGAUCCAUGGAGCAGCUUGCGAUGCCCAUCAGCCUUGUUACUUUAUCCUCAAGAAGGCGCGAUCUUGAGGCCGUGUUUACUCUGUUUAGGAGGAAGAAUCCCCUCUCGACGGGCACACUGAAAACGAGGACAAUCAACACAAUCUUUGCCAAUUUUGCCCAGUCGGGGUACACUUAGCUGAAGUCCCUUAUGAGGACCUUGCGUCUUUUGCGUGAGUAAAAAUAGAAACUCACACCCGACACUAAUUUCCAAGCACCUUGAGGAUUUAUUAGCUUAUGAAGUCUAUUUGCCUUUGAAGUUGGAGCACAUCGACUGGUAUUUCCAUCAAUGAAUAAAAUGCAUUAUGUUGUAUAGUUUUUUUUAUUUUUCUCCCGGACAAUUUGGCCGGCAACAAAACAUAUAUAUAUAUAUUUUUUACUUUUACCCUUUUUCUCCCAAAUUUUGUGAUAUCCAAUUGGUAGUUACGGUCUUGUCACAUCGCUGCAACUCCCCUACGGACUCGGGAGAGGCGAAUGUCGAGAGCCAUGCGUCCUCUGAAGCCGUACUGCUUCUUGACACACUGCUCACUUGACCCGGAAGCCAGCCUCACCAAUGUGUCAGAGGAAACAUCGUCCAGCUGGCGACCGAAAUCACCUUGCAGGCGCCCGGCCCGCCACAAGGAGUCGCUAGAACGCCAUGGGACAAGGAAAUCCCGGCCGGCCAAAACCUCCACUAACCCGGACGACGCUGGCCAAUUGUGCGCCGCCUCAUGGGUCUCCCGGUCACUGCCGGUGUGACACAGCCUGGGUUCGAACCCGGGGCUGUAGUGACGCCUCAAGCACCAUAGACCGCUGCGCCACUCGGGAUAAAAAAAUUAUAUAUAUAUAGGCCAAAAGCCGGCAUUUACCGGCUAAUGGAAACCCUGGUGCGUGCGUGGACUGCACUCAGGAAAAUGGCUUCUUCAAUGAGCCCAAGAUUAAAAUAUGAAAGAUGAAAUUAUGAGAUUGCAACGCAUUUGUGUGAAGAUGUGUAUGUGUUCAUAAUGUGACUUUAAAAUGCCAGUUAGAGUCAACUACAUUACAACCCACACUAUUGUAAUCAAAUGUCCUAUCCACCCUUACUUGUAUGAAAGAACUGCAAUCUCUUGUUUUGUGUGUGUGUCCGAGCGCACACAAAUCAUAUAUUGGCAACAUAUAUUUUCUCAUGAGAUUUUAGCAGUUUGGGAAAAAGUAAUAUAUUUCACCUCUGGGCUUGUCAGCAACAAAAGGGCAUAGCUUACACGUACAUAUCCUUGUGGGGACCUAAAAUAAAUUCCAUUCAAAAUCCUAUUUUCCCUAAACCUAAACCUUGCCAUAAGCCUAACUUUAACCCGUAACCCAAACCCUAAACCUCAACCUAACUCCUAAACCUAACCACUAACCCCUUACCCUAAUUCUAACCCUAAUUGUAACCCUAAACCUAACCCCUAAGCUUAAAAUAGCCUUUGUCCUCAUGGGGACGUGGGAAAUUUCCCCACGAGGGAGAAUUUUCCUUGUUUUAUUAUCCUUGUGGGGAUUUUAGGUCCCCACAAGGAUAGACGAACCAACCCACGCACACACUCAGAAAAGCGUCCCUCUGUUCCUUGUGGAAGAGAACACUCUGUGUUAACUGCCCUGUCUUCCUCUGUGAGGUGUUGACAUAGUUGUUGACAUGCAGCUCGCAGCAGAAUAACAUGGUGUAGAGAGUGAUGGAAUGAUAGCUGGAUAUCCUGUCAUUCACACAGAGACAGAAUGACUCCCACUGUCCUGUUGGAAGGGUUAAUGGCCAUAUCCUAGGACCUUAAAACAGUGAUGCAGUUCCUACUGACGUUUCCCUGUGACAUUUUCCAUGCUUAUGUUUAGGAUGAUGUAAUUAUUUAACCUACAUACACUGAGUGUACAAAACAUUAAGGAUACAUGUUCUUUCCAUGACUUAGAAUGACCAGGUGAAUCCAGGUGAAAGCUAUGAUCCCUUAUUGAUGUCACUUGUUAAAUUCACUUCAAUCAGUAUAGAUGAAGGGGAGGAGACAGGUUAAAGAAGGAUUUUUAAGCCUUGAGACAAUUGAGACAUGGAUUGUGCAUGUGUGCCAUUCAGAGGGUGAAUGGGCAAGACAACAAAUGUAAGUGCCUUUGAACAGGGAAUGAUUGUAGGUGCGAGGCGCACCGGUUUGAGUGUGCCAAGAACUGCAACGCUGCUGGGUUUUUCAUGCUCAACAGUUUCCCGUGUUUAUCAAGAAUGGUCCACCACCCAAAGGAUAUCCAGCCAACUUGGAGUCAACGUGGGCCAGCAUCCCUGUGAAACGCUUUCGACACCUUGUUGAGUCCAUGCCCUGACGAAUUGAGACCCUUCUGAGGGCAAAAGGGGGGAGGGGUUCAUAAUGUUUUGUACACUCAGGGUAUACUGCCAUCUAAAUUACUGACACUUGUUUAUUUAUUGUUUGGGAAUAUUCAUUCAAAUCACAAACUGUGCUGUCCAUCAGAUGAGCUGAGACCCUUGUUUAGAAGCAAAAUGAUAGCUUCAAGUUCAAUUUGCACAUGCUCAGAACGUGACUCCGGUUACUUAGACAAUAAGAAUAGGCGACCGGGUCUCAGAAGCGCAGCCUGGGCCUAGUCUUAGUAUUUUGUCUUGAGGUGUGAUCCUUGCCUUUCAAGAAAAAAAUGAUAAUAAAACCUGAUCUGGACUUGAUUGUCAGUGUCCCAUGUGGGUUAGUUUGUCCCUCGGAUUGGAUUGGAUGGGAUGUGGAUGUAUGGUUGGGGAGAUGGAUGGAUGUGCCCUGGGCAGGAUCAAGGGGUCACGUCACACACGGCUGACCUGAAAGUGUGGUCAUCAGACAGGAAGCGUGGUGGCCUCGCAGCUAGCCAGACCCGUUCUUCUUUUUGGCCGUGUUCGAGAGAAUCAAAACAGUGAUGUAUCAUGGGUAAAUUGUGACUGACUGAUUUACAAAUAAUAUAGAGUAGUUAUUUGUGAUGGAAGGUGAUUUGUAGAUCAAUCAGUCUUCGACACGCCUAUAAAAUUUGGCUGCAAUGAUCGAACACUCCUUUUGUCUUUCUGUCCAUCCAUCUGUCCAUCUGCCUUCAGACAAGCUCAGCGUGGCGGUCACCUAUACGUCUGCAUGCCCAUCACAUAUAGAGCUGUCUGCUUUCGCUUCCUCUCCCUUCUCCACUCCACUCUGCGCUUCUUUCUCAUUGUUUGGUUGGCCCCCGGAUGGUUGUGUCCUGGAACCAUGGUAGCUAACCACUCAAGGUGACAAACGCACAUACACCAAAAUUAUCCCAACCAUCAGUCAUUUGGCUUCCUCUCCUCCCACUACCGAGGCACAGGUACAGAGAACAGAAGAACCCAACAUUACUUCCCAUAAUUGGCAGACUUCGUCCGUCUCCGAUCGAGCGGUGGCGAGAGAGAUCCCAUCUUAAUUGAAUGUCGCUCUCGUCGCUAAUCUGCCUCUUUUGAAAGCGUCUAUUCAGAAGCCCGGCUGACUGAAGAGAGUGUAUUAAUCAGUCUCCUUACACCCCCACCUCCCCCUUCUUCUUCCCCAUGGGUAGAAAGGUUCCUUUUGUCUUCCUCGUUCCUCUGAUCGGGGGUGGUCUCCCCACCUCUUAAAGCCUGUUAACAAGCACUUGAGGAGAGACAAUGAUGCGUGUUGUGCGCCAGCGGAGCCACAGGGCUCAGGAAUUGAAGGGUUUGGCUCUGCCCCUAAGGAAGGUAUUACAGGAUAUUAGUGUGGGUGUGUGUGGACCACCAGGGGUGUGUGUCUCACACCGGGAGAUUUAGUUGGCUGUUUAUAUGUGGUUUAGACCCUUAAUAACAUUUGGUGGACAUUAGUAGAUAAACAUAUCUGAUGUGAGAAUGUGUGAGUGUGAGUGUGUGUGUGUGUUUUAAACUCAGCCCACCACACAGUGACCCAAAAAGUAUUUGCAUCAACAGAUCAAACCAAAUACAUUCAUAAAAAUUACAAAGUAAUGCUGGAAUAUCUAUCCCCUCACACUGACAAUGGAAUAUUCUGCAGCUGUUACAUCUCUUUAGAUUCCCCUUCUCCUCCUCUCCUCCUCUCCCUUAUGGAUGUGUGUCAGGGAUAGAGGCCCAAAGAGACCUGUCUGUCACAUCAACUGUCAAAGUGUCUAGUCUGAGCUGGAUCCUUGCGUCAGUCUUUUCACUGACUCCGUUGCAUAAAGAAUAAAUGGAGCCACAUUCAGAAUGAACGCUUCCUAUCUUUACUAGUCCGUGUACAAUGGAGCUUCCACAAUAGCUUUAGGUGAUGGUGAUGGAACUCCAUGAGAGUGAGGCCCCAGACUAGACCGCCCACUUGCCAAGGGGCUCUACCCAGGAAAAGAGAGGGUUGAGGGGGCUAGGCUGUCAGGUCUUCCCCUGCUGAGGAUCCAGGGGUGGAGAACAGAGGGGGUGUUCUGUUGGCUAAACAAGGGCCUCCUCAGGACUCGGGUGCAUGUCACCCAACACCAGUGGGAUUAUAGUGAGAAGCCAGUAAAGCUACACUGAGCCGCUCUUUCCUGCCUCUGUCGUUAGAGCGCUGGCCGUAUGGCAACCUGGGAGGUUCAAAAUAAAUCUGCUUCCAAUAACAGAUAAGGUAUGAAGGAAAGCAGCUCAAUGAGCUUUUGGAUUUUAUAUUAGGCAGCUGUGAAAAAUAAAUCAAAAACGCACAGACAUACUCUGUGUGUCCCUUAGAUUGGCCUAACAUGUUGUGGGCUGAGUUUAAAACGCACACACAAUUAUUGUUAACAAAUGUAAACAUAUACAGUACACACAGAGAGAUAAAAAAGACAAACAUGUUUGCUCUCCUCACAGGAAAAUAGGCCGGCGAUGUGAAAGAGCCUCAAAGCACCUCUUUACAGGCCCGUUUCCCUGGUGACAAAACCCCAGCACCACUUUCUCUCUCACCGCUCUGUCAUAAUGACAGACAUUUUUCUUUUCUUUUGUCGCCAUUUCUUUGUCUUCUCUGUUUCUUUUAUUCUUUCAUUUGGUAGCCAAUUCUCGCUCGCCGUACCACCGGGUCAUUUUGUUCACGUUAAGAGUGGGAGGAAGGAGGAGAGAGAAAAAGGGAGAGGAGGAGAGAGAGAGUGAAUGGGGGGUACCUCCAGGGAUGGGUUAUUACUUUUAAAUGAUCCCCCUGUCGCCCUCCCUCCAUCGCUCUCUAGAAGGAUGUAUAAAAAGGUUAUUAUGUUUCCUUUUGAAAUGGCACUCGCUCUGUCUGUGCCUUUCAUGUUCAAAUGGAAUUACCUCUCUCUGCCUCCCUCUCCUUCCUCGUUCUCUCUUUCUCACCACCUGCUCCUUCUCGCUUCCCAUCUUCCUCUCCCUCUUUUUUAUUCUUCCUCCCCUCUCCCCUGUUUUUCACCACCUUGGAUCCAUAAUGCAAAUAUCCCUCUUCAUUCGUUUUUGUUUCUCUUUCUCCCUCAACCUCUCCCAUACCCCUUAUCACCUUUUUCUUUCAUCCUCUUUUCCCGCUCUCUCUCUCCCCGUCAUCCUCAUUCGAUGAGUUUCUCUUUCUGUGUGUGUCUAUUUCACUCUCAGCAUUGUAUUUUUAUUGACUGCACUAUGCUUGUUUCAAUAUCAAAACAAUCUCUCUCUCUGUCUUCCGCUUCAUCCUUCAAUCUCCCUCUUUCAGAAAGGGGAGGAGGCAAGCCCCCUGUUGCUGGAGGACGGGCGGGAGCAGCUGAUGUUCGAGGUGCCCCUGAACGACACGGGCUCGGCCGGCCUGGGCAUCAGCCUCAAGGGCAACAAGUCCCGGGAGAAGGGCGAGGAUCUGGGCAUUUUCAUCAAGUCCAUCAUUCACGGAGGGGCCGCCUACAAGGUACAGAAGCAGGAAUGAACUAUCUGAUGAGCUGUUUUGCUUCUGUCUUUUUUCUAUCUCACUGUUUCCUUUCUCUCGGUCGAUCUCCCUUUCUCUGUUGUCUGUCUUUUCUUUUUUCCAAUUCUCGCUCAGCCUGCUCUCUAUCUCUUUCUGUCUCUAUCUCCACCCUGGUUCCCUUUCUACUGUCUCUCUUUCCUUCUUUCUUCCACUCUCUGUGCCAUCUAUUUUUCUCUUUACUCUGAUAACCCCAACACUCAGCAGUCCUGCCCACAUCUGUUUCAGUUCCCCUGACCUCUGACCCCUGGUGACCCCAUUAACCUCGCCCCUCUGGCAGUGUGCUCAGACUUUUGCCAAAGCGGGACCCCCCACCCCCCCGGGUGGAUCGGAGUGGGGGCCCUUUCUAGAAUCUUCGACUGAAGGCCACACUCCAUCUCUGUAGUGCCACUUGGAGUAGAUAGAUACUCUCUGAACUCCCCUGGUUCCCAUCUCUUUAGCUAGAUCAGAUGAAAGCAGCUGGGCAGGUGUUGUGUCCCUGUGUAGAUAAGGCCUGCACUGGGAACAGGGCGAUGAGGUACUUGAGCAAUACUAGUACAUCAGAGCUUCGGUGGAAGCCUCAAACUGGACUUAUGAACUCUUCUCUCAGAGGUAUUUGGUAUUUAUUAGGAUCCCCAUUAGCUGCUGCAAAAGCAGCAGCUACUCUUUCUGCGGUCCACAUGAAGCAUGACAUAAUACAUAGUACAGAACAUUAUUAAUCAAGGACAGAACUACAUCAAUUUAAAACAUCACACAUAGCCUACAUCUCAGUACAUACACACAAUAUCUAGGUCUAAUACAUAAUACAGUCCAAAUUACUAUAUAAUAUAUCAAAUGGCUGUGUGUCUUCACAGUCCCCUUUGUCCAGUAAGGUGUUCUUUUAUACGUUUUUUAAAUCUGGUUUUAUUGCUAGCUUGACUUACCUUGGGUGGCAGAGAGUUCCAUGUAGUCAUCGCUCUAUUUAAUACUUUCUUUUUCCCAGCCUCUGUUCUGGACCUGGGGACUGUGAAGAGAACUCUGGUUGCAUGUCUUGUGUUGUACCGAUGAGUGUCCGAACUGUGUACCAACUGCUUGAACAGACAGUUCGGUACCUUCAACACAUCGAUACCUCGCACAAAGACCGAUAUUGAUGCUGUCUAUCUCUCAUCAACUUUGAGCCAGGAGAGAUUGACCUGCAUGUUACUGAUACUUGCCCUCCGUGUACAUCUAAAUGCGAUACGUGCUGCUUUGUUCUGGAGCAACUGCAAUUUACCUAUGUCCCUCUUUGCCGCACAUGACCACACAUCUGGGCAGUAGUCCAGGUGCGACUAAACUAGGGCCUGUAGGACCUGUCUGGUCGACUGACAUGUCAAGAAGGCAGAGCAACGCCCUAUCAUGGACAGACCUCUUCCCAUUUUAGCAACCCAUUGAGUCUAUAUGUUUUGACCAUGACAGCUUGACCAUCACUCCCUCUAUCUUCCAUCUCCUCUUCUGGUUGCCUUCUCAAAGUGUUUCAGUCCAACCCUUUUCCAAAAACAAGAAACAGGGAAGAAGGGAGAUUGAGAGACCGAGAGAGAUAAAAAAUACAAACUUGGAGCGAGAGAAAGUUGAUGAGACAUUUAUAGCAUAAAUUGAAAGUGCAUGUGUGUGUGGUGUGGGGGGCUGAGGUGUGUGUGUGUCUCUGCUUGUGUGUCUGUGUGUGUUGCCUGUGUCGCAGGCUCCCUCCCUGCGCUGUGUGUGUGUGAAUGCUAAUUAAAAACUCUAAAGAGGCUAGCUAAUGAGCGUGUGCAGGAGGGCUGAGACGCUCGGUCUGUCCCCAGAGUCUCUCUCUCUGGCUGUCACAUAGUCUCUCUACAGGCAGCCAAGGGAGGAGAAGCCACAGCCUCACACUGAAACUGGGACCUAACCCAAUUCUGACAGUGUGUGUGUGUGUGUUUGUUUGUGUGUGUGUGUGUGUAGGGGGGGGGGGCACGACUUCCUUGUGCAAAGUCCUCACAAGGACAGUAAAACAAGGAAAACAAGUGUGGACAUUUUGCCGGUCCCCACAAGGAAAAAGGCAAUUUUAGGCUUAGGGGUUAGGGUUACAAUUACGGUUAGGUUUGGUGUUUAGGCUAAGGGUUAGGUUUAGGGGUUAGGGAAAAUAGGAUUUUGAAUGGGAAUCAAUUGUUUGGUCCCCACAAGGAUAGUAAAACAAACGUGUGUGUUUGUAUCUGACUUCCGGUUUGUGUGUGUCUUUUCAGGUAUGUGUGUAUGUGCGCUUGCUCGCACACGUAUGUGUGAUUCUCUCUGUGUGUGUGUGCGCGUGUGGGCUUCUGCUUGCCCGUACGUGUUACUUGGUGUGUGUGUGCGUGCUUGCUUGCAUGUCUUCGGAAUUGUGUGUGUGUGAUCUGAUAGGAUCAGAAGGUUUUCGGCGGUGUGAGAGGUCAGAGCCUGGCGGGGGCUGCUUAAUGACUGAGGUCAGAGGUCAGUGGUGACUAAUGGCUUGAUGGGGCUGGUGGCACUGGGGAAUCUUUAGUACCUCUGGCCAUGUCUCUGUAUGUCUGUCUGUCGGUCUCUGUCUCUCUCUCUCUCACUCUCUCUCUCGCUUUCUCUUUCUUUCUCUUUUCUACAGGUGUGACUUGGUCUGUAGUAGCUGCUACAUUAACAUUCUCUCUCCCUCUCUCUCCACCUCCUUGUCUCGCUCUCCUUCUCCUUUCUCUCCCUCUAUCAAUGUUCCUACCCCUCUCUUUCUCUCUCACUGCUCUCCCCCACCUCUACUAUUUCCCACCCACUCCCCUCUCCAGGACGGCCGCCUGCGGGUCAACGACCAGCUGAUUGCGGUGAACGGCGAGGCGCUGCUGGGCCGCUCCAACCACGCCGCCAUGGAGACCCUGCGCCACUCCAUGUCCUGGGAGGGCAAUGCCCGCGGCACCAUCCAAUUGGUGCUCCUCCGCCCCGCCCCCUCAUCUGGCUCCGCCCACAACACCACUGCCAAUGCCCAGGUACGCUACGAACGGGACAACGAGCUCCGCGGUUCACUACUUCGCCGGCGAGCGUCUGACCCAAGGGGUCUCCGAUACAGGCACAGAUAUAUGCAGGGGUCAGCGCAAAGCUAUACACUUAGUGAUACACACAGGUACACAAUGCAAGGGAACUUGCAUAGUCAAACACUCGGUAACAGACACGGACACACGCAAGGCGCAGCACACAGCGAGGUACAGAGCAACACACACAGAUACUCUGAAGGCAGGGCACAGGUAUACACACAGGGGCACACACACAGCUACACGGAUGACAACAUACAGAGACACACACUCGGCAAUGUGCCACACAGCCACACAACAGGCAAUGUACAGAGCAACACAGACAGGUCUAGGUCCUUAGACGGCCAUGUCCACAGAUACACGCAGGAAGGCACACGCAGUCACACACCUGACAACAUACACAGGGACACACGCAGUCACACACCUAACAAUUUACACAGACCUAUAUGCAGCCACACACCCGACAAACUAUACAUUCACACAAGAAGCCAAACACCUGACAACAUAUACAGUCACACACACAGCCACACACACGACAACAUACACAGCUGCACACACAACAACCCACGCAGCCAAACAACCGACAACCUACACAGCCACGCAAACCGUUACACACACAGUCAAACGCAUGACAACACACACAGUCACACACGUAGUCACACACCCGACAACAUACACAUCAGCAACACACAUGCAUAUGUAGAGAGCAUAAGGGCGCUGACAGGGGCAAUGUACGGUGACCUACACAGACAUGACAAAACAUACAACCACUUUGACAUAAACAGAAACACACCCCAAUCCAACUACACACACAACCAGGACCUGAUGCGACAUCACCACCACAGGCUCUCGGAAGGACCCUGAGAGAACACACACACACGUUUGUGCGUAUAUUUAUAUAUAUGUGUGUGUGUGUGUGUGUGUAUGCAUUUAUUGAUAAGUGUGUAUUUAUGUGAGAGUGUGUGCAGCAUGAACUCUUUCCCCUGCCCAAAACUAUUCCCUCUUCCCACAAUGAUCGCCUUCAUACAGACAAUGACUAUUAACCACAAACCCGCUUAUCUGCACUACUUAUAAAUAAUGACUGAAUUGCGUAUUAAUUAUCAUUAUUAAGAAGUUACCACUAAUUUAGCUGACAAUAGUUUUAACUCACAAAAACUGGUGUUUCACUGUCUCUCUUCUAAUCUUUGUCUGCAAUGCUACUGACAAUCUGGCAAUAUUGCCAAUAUCCCUGAACUGCUUUUUAUACCUAUCCUGUUCCUUGUGUUUACUAACUUAUUUACUUUCAUUAUUUUUGUAUUGUUCACUUUUCACCAGACCUGUCACUCAAUGUUGUGUUUUUAAUCUCACAAAAGUCCUUUGUUGAAUAAAGUAUUCCUAAAGCAUUCCUCUUGCAUGCUGUCUGUCUGUUUCACUGUGGUGGUAUGGUGAUUCCUUGCUUUCCACUGGCUAGUACUCCCGUCCUCUCUUUUCCUGAUGUUUACAGUGUAUUCAGAAAGUAUUUUUCCACAUCUUGUUACGUUACAGCCUUAUUCUAAAAUGGAUUAAAUAGUGUUUUUUUUCACUCAUCAAUCUACACACGAUACCCCAUAAUGACAAAGCAAAAAAAAAACGGAUAUAUCACCUUUACAUAAGUAUUCAGACCCUUUACUCAGUACUUUCUUGAAGCACCUUUGGCAGUGAUUACAGCCUCGAGUCUUCUUGGGUAUGACGCUACAAGCUUGGCACACCUGUAUUUGGGGAGUUUCUCCCAUUCUUCUCUGCAGAUCCUCUUAAGGUCUGUCAGGUUGGAUGGGGAGCGUCGCUGCACAUCUAUUUUCAGGUCUCUCCAGAGAUGUUUGAUCGGGUUCAAGUCCGGGCUCUGGCUGGGCCACUCAAGGACAUUCAGAGACUUGUCCCGAAGCCACUCCUGCGUUGUCCUGUUGGAAGGUGAACCUUCGCCCCAGUCUGAAGUACUGAGCGCUCUGGAGCAGGUUUUCAUCAAGGAUCUCUCUGUACUUUGCUCCGUUCAUCUUUCCCUUGAUCCUGACUAGUCUCCCAGUCCCACAGCAUGAUGCUGCCAUCACCAUGCUUCACCGUAGGGAUGGUGCCAGGUUUCCUCCAGACAUGAUGCUUAGCAUUCAGGCCAAAGGGUUCAAUCUUUUCAUCAGACCAGAGAAUCUUGGUUCUCAUGGUCUGACAGUCCUUUAGGUGUCUUUUGGCAAACUCCAAGCGGGCUGUCAUUUGCCUUUUACUGAGGAGUGACUUCCGUCUUGCCACUCUACCUUAAAGGCCUGAUUUGUUGGAGUGCUGCGGAGAUGGUUGUCCUUCUGGAAGGUUCUCCCAUCUCCACAGAGGAACUGGAGCUCUGUCAGAGUGACCAUCUGAUUCUUGGUCAUCUCCCUGACCAAGGCCCUUCUCCCCCGAUUGCUCAGUUUGGCCAGGCGGCCAGCUGUAGGAAGAGUCUAGGUGGUUCCAAACUUCUUCCAUUUAAGAAUGAUGGAGGCCACUGUGUUCUUGGGGACAUUCAAUGCUGCAGAAAUGUUUUGUUAUUCGUUCCCAGAUCUGUUCCUCGACACAAUCCUGUCUCGGAGCUCUAUGGACAGUUCUUUCGACCUCAUGGCUUGGUUUUUGUCUCAUAGCAAGGGUCUGAAUACUUAUGUAAAUAAGGUAUUUCUGUUUUUUAUUUUUUAUAAAUUUGCAAAAAUGUAUAAAAAUGAUUGUUUGUAGAUUUAAUAAAUUUUUGAAUAAGGCUGUAACGUAACAAAAUGUGGAAAAAGUCAAGGGGUCUGAAUACUUUCCAAAUGCACUGUAUACACCUCUCGAUCUUUCUUUGGAAUUGUUAUCUUUCAGUCUCUUUCUUUCUUGGGGCUUAUUCUUUCUCUCUCUUCGCUGGGUAUUGUCCCUAUCCCCCAUACUGACCCCUAACAAACAGUCGAGUGGCUCAUUCACUCUCAAAUUAAGAGGCCAAAGAAAUGUGGAAAACCACUUUCCCCUUAGGGUUGAUCAAGUUUUCUACUACAGUAGAUUUUACUGCACUAUCCUCAUUCUAUAAAUAUAUGCACUUCAGAAUUCCACAGUCAGAAAAGGAAAAGCAUUAUAUAAACUGCUAUAGCAAUAUGACAGCAAAGCAGACAUGAUAUGCAGACAGACUACCAUACUUAGUUGUUUUUUGCACUACUACCAAUUAUUUACAAGGCUUUGUUACUGAUUUGUACUCAUUCUCAGAUAAUAAAGACGUGAAACGUUUGUGAUGUUCCCUAGUGGACAGCUGCAUCUUGGGUAAUCACAACAGCCAUUCAGAACCAUUGUGAACCGUGACAGGGUAUCUAUAAGUGAAAAAAGAAACCGUUACGGUCAGUGUUAAUGUCUGAUGGGAGGGUAGAAUGGAGGGGCAGGGUGGAGAAUGAGAUGAUACAGUAGGGGGUUAUGAGAUUAAAUGGGUGUGACCAAUGACCCUCCCCUUUUGUGUCCUCCUGUCUGUCUCUCCUUGGCCACACCCCUUCUGGAUGUCAGGCCUGAGGAAAGGGCAGUGGUGUGGUCUUAGGAAAUUGGCAAGGGAAAUUGUGUGUGUUGGUGCACGAUAUCCCCACCCCACACCCUUCCAAACCGGCAGGAAAAUACCUUGACUGCGUGUGUGUGUGUGUGUGUGUGUGUGUGUGUGUGUGUGUGCUCCCUCAGAGCCUGUAGGAAAAUGUGUUAACUGCCCGUGCAGUUCUCACUGCAUAUCUCGGUAGGCUAUAUUCACUCAGCAAUCCACACACACACACACACACACACACACACACACCAGGUCUAAUCUUAUCAAACCACGAGACCCCGUGAUGAAAGACCAAAGCCUUGAGGGUAGCUCCAGGACCCCCACCUCUCUCUCUAACCCUACCCAACUCAGAGGAGGUGGUGGUGGGGGAAACAGUGUGUGUUUGGUGGGGCGUUCCUCCAUAGCCUCAUUGUGUUGACCAGCAGGUUGUUAUUGUUCUGUGGAUUAAGAUGUGAGCUCCUCUCUGGCUGCUUUGAUGGCUUUGCCUGGCUGUCAAAGACCGAUGAGACAGAUGGGUGGAUGGAUGGAACGGUACCGUGUGUGUGUGAGCCAUUCUGACAGACUAAGAUGUGUGUGACAGUAAUACAUGUAAAGAGCCGUGGUUGCCACUAAUGAUGCCAUUGGGAACAUGUGUGUGUGACUGCACGCAGGAACAAAAGCACCACGGACACCCCCCAAAGCCUAACUCACACUGUGCUACCGAACGCAUACAAUGAAAAUCCCCUUUGAUAUGAGGAUGAUGGCAUAAUGAAAGGAGUUAUAACAUAGAGACGGUGAGCGCGUUACGCCACUACUGCUCAUUACGUAUAAUGUGACAAUGAUGCAAAGCCCAUAGCCACACACCCACAGAGUUACAGAGAGACAGGGUGUGGGGGAUUUUGCAUCUAUCCAUUUAUUUGUAUGCACGUGUGUGUGUGUGUGUGUGUGUGUGUGUGUGUGUGUGUGUGUGUGUGUGUGUGUGUGUGUGUGUGCCUGCCUGUGUGUGUGACAGCUGUAGAUCUAACCACACAUCGCUCUCAAAGGAGAUUCUUUUAUCUACAGUACAUCUCACUCUGCCACCAGCUCUCUCUAUCUCUCUGUUUGCGUCUCAAAUGGCAUCCUAUUCCCUACAUAGUGCACUACUUUUGACCAGGUCCCAUAGGGUGCCAUUUGGGAUGCAGCUUCUAUCUGCGUCUCCAUCUGCUCCUCUGCGGCGGUGGAGGCUGUCCGAUAACACGCCUGUCAUCAGCAUGAGGGAUUAACGUAAUUACACUAUUUACAACCCUCAACCAAACAGCGAGUCUGUGGUGCAGCAGCUAUUGUCCUCUUACUGAUGAAACACACUCAAACACAAUGUAAGCCAAUGGGAAGAUUUCUGUUAUGAUUUCAAUAUGAAAUUGGUAGAGUUCGUACAGUGCAUUAGGUAGAGUUUGUGUACAGUGCGUUGAUACUGUACAAUCGCUGCUUAGACACUGAUACUAUAUCCAUGUGAGCCAGUGCAUGCUACCGCCAGAUAAGCUUGAAAAUCAAUAGACUCAACAAGCAAUUUGAUUACUUCCUGUGACUCCCAUGAGCAUGAGGAAGAUUCAGACUGAAGUCAAUGGAAGAGUGGCACAUUGUUAUUUACUCGCAUGUUGAGUGUCUAGGUUUUCAAGCUUCUCUGAUGCUAGCCCACUUUGGUUCGAACGGAAAUAGAAUGAUAGCGGGUAAGCGGCUACUGUGUCUCCCAUAAUGGUAGUUAUAGAUAUAGUACUCUGAUACUCAAAGAUAUUGUAUGAUUGCAAUUUGCAAGUACACUUCUACAAAACAUAUGUGUGUCUAUACAAUGUACUUAUUGUCCCAAUAACUGUUCAAUUAAGAAGCACAUAUGUACAUUUUUCUCACUCAAUGAUUUUAUGUCCAGUGUCAUCCUUCUCAUAUUUUACAUGUACCUCUCACCUGAAAACACUUUCAGUGUCCAUCUAAUGUAGGAAAAACUGGGCCAUUCCAUGUCAAGUACUCAGGGAAAACUUUAGGCCCUAAUGCAAUGCAUUGCCCUCUGCUCCUCUCCUCUCCCCCUGGCUGUGACAGGAGAGCCAGGAGGUGGCUAGCCCCCAGAGCCACCAGGUCCCAGACGGCCCUUCCGGACCCCCGGCUCCAGCUACAGCCCUGGAGUCCCACCGCCACAGCAACGGCCCCAGCCCACAGCUGCCCAGCCAGCCGCCCAUGGUCCCGAACAACAUCUACUACAGCUUUAGAGGUGAGAGGACACAGUAGGGCCUGAACUGGAGAAGAGAUGGACACACUCAUACUGGUGCUUGACUUACACACACAGAGAGAUUAAUAUAGUAUACAUAUACACACACACACACACACACACACACACACACACAGUCACGCACAUACACACACACACGCAAAGAUGCACAUACACACUCCACUGUUAAGAAAGCUUGCCAUGAAACAAAAACUGUGUACAGCGACUUUAUCAAAGCAGUUAUAUACACUGAACAAAAAUAUAAACGCAACAUGUAAAGUGUUGGUCCCAUGUUUCAUGAGCUGAAAUAAAACAUCCCAGAUAUUUUCCAUAUGCACAAAAAGCUUAUUUAUUUCUAAUUUUUUGCUCAAAUUUGUUUGUAUCCCUGUUAGUGAGCAUUUCUCCUUUUGCCAAAAUAAUCCAUCCACCUGACAGGUGUGGCAUAUCAAGAAUUUGGCAGGAGUGUAUUUCCAACCGGCCUCACAACCGCAGACCACAUGUAUGGCGUCGUGUGGGCGAGCGGUUUCCUGAUGUCAACAUUGUGAACAAGGUGCCCCAUGGUGGCGGUUGGUUUAUGGUAUCGGCAGGCAUAAGCUACGGACAACAAACACAAUUUCAUUUUGAAUGCACAGAGAUACCGUGACGAGAUCCUGAGGCCCAUUGUCUUGUCAUUCAUCCGCCACCAUUACCUCAUGUUUCAGCAUGAUAAUGCAAGGCCCAUGUCACAAGGAUCUGUACACAAUUCUUGGAAGCUGUAAAUGUCCCAGUUCUUCCAUGGCCUGCAUACUCACCAGACAUUGAGCAUGUUUGGGAUGAUCUGGAUCGACGUGUAGAGCAGCGUGUUCCAGUUCCCGCCAAUAUCCAGCAACUUCACACAGCCAUUGAAGAGGAGUGAGACAACAUUCCACAGGCCACAAUCAACAGCCUGAUCAACUCUAUGCGAAGGAGAUGACUCUCUGCAUGAGGCAAGCGGUGGUCACCAGAUACUGACUGUUUUUCUGAUCCAUGCCCCUACUUUUUUUUUAAGUCAUCUGUGACCAACAGAUGCAUAUCUGUAUUCCCAGUUGUGUGGAAUCCAUAGAUAAGGGCCUAAUGAAUUUAUUUCAAUUGAGUGAUUUCCUUAUGUGAACUGUAACUCAGUAAAAUCUUUGAAAUUGUUGCAUGUUGGGUUUAUAUUUUGGUUCAGUGUGUGUAUGUAUAUAUAUAUAUCAUCACAGCUUUCAACCACCCCAUCUCCUCACGACCAACCACAUACUACAGACAUUAUGCCUGCUGUUUGCAAAUGUACCAUGUCCCACCUAUUCCAACGCACUCCAUUUCACUUCACUUUCAUACUUGACUUCAUCUGCACCGAUUUAUGGCGAGGGGGGGACUCAUUAGCCGUGUUUUUCCCAGUACGUAUCUCCCUCGCUUUCAUGUGCAAAGUUCUGACCUUGGAAUCGUUAUGCUGAUGAAAUGGCUUCUAAGUGGGCCAGAUUUGCAUACGGACUAUUGUGCGAGCAGCAGAAGAGAGGACUACAAACUUUUACAUUCAUUCUUUGGCUUUUUUUUUUACCUCCCCCGGAGAUUGCAGGAAGCCCUCAAAGCCAGUGCUUUCAGAUAAAACAGAAAAAUAAAGGUUGGGCAUAGAAAUACAGUAGUUACUGUUUGCUGUGGCAGUGUAGGAGGUAUUGUCAUGUGUAGUAGUACCUAGUGGAAAUGCUCACAACAUUAUAUGGGCUUAGCUUUAUCCACUGAUAUUCACGUACUGCUCAAUUUGACACAAUUCCUACAUGCCGCUGUAGCUUGUCUGUCUCCUACUCUAACAGACUUAGGCAGGUGUUUGUGUGCUGUGUUUGUGUGUGUGUGUGUUCUGUACAUGUUUCGUGAUGCGUACAGAGUUGACCUUGCCAAGCUACAUGAAGUAUCGAUCCAUCAUCCAAGGAGAAUCAGUUACAUUAAUUUCCAUUGUGUGUGUGUAUGUGCGUGCGUGCACUCAGUUGAAUAUCCAUCCCUCAAUACUGUUUAGCUCCGUCAGAUGAUUGAGUGUGUGUAGGUCUACUGCAUCACUCUCCUAGGCAGGCAGUCUCACAGACAACUAGCAUUGGCACAGCUUCUAACGCGAUGGCUGUAUACCAAAUGGCACCCAUAGGGCUCAGAAGUAGUGCACUAUAUAGGAAAUAGGGUGCCAUUUGGGACAGAUCCCAUGCCUCCUGUCUCAGUGGCCCUUCAUAAAAAGUGAUGACUGCUUUAGCUCCAGCCAGAGGAAGAUAUAUUUUUCCUCUUAUAACAGGACUGUCACUUUUGGCAAGUGUGAGUCUGCAUUGACAUGGCAUAGACCUCAUCCAUGUGUCUGAGAUGUAAUGUGUGCUUGACACAGUGGUAGUAGAGUAGAAGAGACCUGUCAGCACUGAUCUAGGUUCAGCUGAAACCACCCUCAAUCCUAACCGUAGUCUUUAGGGUGAUAAACUCAAAACUGACCUUAGAUCAGUGUUCAUGAAACACUCCAGCCUACUCUAUUAAAAGGCGUUGGUCACUGGUGGAAUUUCUGAUUGAUGUGUGGCUGUCUGUGCUGUUCGUCCCUAUCCUCUCCCCGUCUAGCUCCUCCCACUAACGGUGGCCACGCCCAUUACAAAGAAGAGGAGGAGAUGGAGGAGGAUUUCCCCCCGCCACCUUCGACUGGCGCC